Copidosoma floridanum is the source of this 2244-nucleotide messenger RNA. RefSeq lists its product as uncharacterized. Lineage: Eukaryota; Metazoa; Arthropoda; Insecta; Hymenoptera; Encyrtidae. The record is from RefSeq and is a predicted model, not a curated record. Gene Ontology annotation, molecular function: nucleic acid binding. Gene Ontology annotation, biological process: DNA integration.
AUGAGCGCGGUCAUUUGGGUCAAGUCAAGGAAGGAGAGCUUCAUCGAAGGUCGUGCACUGUUGGAUACUUGUUCCACUAAUCAUUUCGUGACGGAGCGUUUCGUACAACAAUUCCAAUUUCAGCUGCAGGCUUGCGAAAUGCCCAUUAGAGGCUUUGGAGGAAGUGGCUCCAUAUCGAAGGGGUCUAUUGAACUCGUCAUUCGUUCGCGAGUCAAUGAAUUCCAGAAGACUCUAAAUUGCCUUGUAGUCCCCAAUAUCACCAGAAAGAUUCCAAGCGAACCAUUUCCACGGAAAGUAAUCGAUAUUCCGCAUAACCUUCGAUUAGCUGAUCCGCAGUUUCACGUUCCUCGUCCGGUCGACAUUCUUAUAGGUUCAGGUGAGACUCUAUCUUUUCUGUCAGUCGGUCAGAUUCACUUGGCUCGAGAAAACUACGAUCUUUACUUGCAGAAAACGCAGCUUGGUUGGGUGGUUGUAGGGGGAAUAGACCAAAAUCGAGAUAGCGUAGCUACGUGCAAUUUAGUCGAGUUGAACGAACAGCUCACGAAGUUUUGGGAAUUAGAAGAGGUUGGUAGUCAGUUAGGUUACACCCCAAAAGAGACUGCGUGCGAAACCCAUUAUGUCGAAAACACGAAACGCGAUAGUAGUGGUCGAUACGUCGUUAGAUUACCAUUCAAGCAGUCAGCUGUACCUCUCGGAGAUUCACGGGCUAAGGCGUUCCGACAAUUCCAAGCCAUGAAACAACGGUUUCUUGGGAACUCUGAACUUCGUGUAGAGUACACUAAGGUUAUGCAGGAGUACAUCGAUUUAGGUCACAUGACGCUCGUCAAUAAUGAGAGUUUUGGAGGGUAUUUUAUGCCUCACCAUGCAGUACUCAAACCAUCUAGUACCACCACAAAGACUCGAGUGGUGUUCAAUGCUUCAGCCAAAACAGAUAAAGGCCUCUCCUUGAAUGAAAUGCUCAUGGUGGGACCUACAAUACAGCCGAAACUCUUCGAUCACAUUUUUCGAUUCCGCACUCACACGUUCGUUAUCACGGCUGAUAUAGAGCGUAUGUACAGUCAGAUCCUUGUCGAUCCUCGUGAUAGGUUGUAUCAGCAAAUCUUUUGGUUCCACGAAGGCAGAAUUAGGACAUUUGAGUUGAACACCGUCACGUUUGGCGUGUCGUCCGCUCCAUUCUUAGCUAUUCGUACAAUCCAUCAAUUAGCUGAGGACGAAAAGGCAGAUUUUCCAAAGGCUAGUGCCAUCUUGAAACGCGAUUUUUACGUAGAUGACUUGCUUAGUGGGGCUGAUUCAGUAGCAGAAGUCGUACAGAUUCGCAACGAACUUAUUCAACUGUUGGCUCGUGGGGGAUUUACUAUCAGGAAAUGGGCUUCGAAUCAUCAACACGCGUUAGAUAAUUUAGAGGGACGAGUUUUUGGAACAGAGUCUGUCGUCGAGGGAGAUCCUGUAGUCAAGACGUUAGGACUAACAUGGGAUUCUAAGUCCGAUGAAUUCCUAUACACGGUCAAUCCAAUCAAGUUGCCCGCAACAAUCACGAAGAUAAACAUCUUGUCAGAAAUAGCUCGAAUUUUUGAUCCUCUAGGUUUGUUAGGUCCAGUUAUAUUCACAGCCAAGGUUAUUAUGCAGGAGUAUUGGAAAUCAAAGGUAGGCUGGGACGAAUCUGUACCUCAGGACCUGUUCACCAAGUGGGCCUCGUUUGCUAAGCAGCUUAACUUAUUGGAAGGGGUAUCGUUUCCAAGACACCUUCUUUUGCCACACGCUGUCACGAUUCAAAUCCACGGGUUUUGCGACGCCAGCAACCGAGGAUAUGGGGCUUGCUUGUAUGUGAGAUCAGUGGAUAGGUCUGGGAAGGUUCUCGUGCGCUUAGCUUGUGCGAAAUCCCGCGUCGCCCCAGUCAAACAAACAACGAUUCCUCGACUUGAGUUGUGCGGCGCCUUAACGCUGGUUCGAUUGUUCAAGGAGUGUAGGGAAUCCUUUCCCUUUGUCAUUUACAAGGUCGCAUUUUGGUCCGAUUCUGAGAUCGUGUUGCAGUGGAUCAAGAAAUCCCCUCAGGUCCUCAAAGUCUUCGAAGGAAAUCGUGUCGCUGAAAUCCAGGAGUUGUCAUCAACGAUAGAGUGGCGUCACGUGGCAAGUAAAAACAAUUUCGCGGAUGUUCUUUCCAGGGGACAAAACCCAGCCGAGUUCGUCGAGAAUCGUGAGUGGAAGUCGGGAAAGUCUUGGUUGUAUGGUCCAGAAGAAGCAUGA